CGGACAGGCGCACCGGAAGCUGUGGGGGCUGCGCCUGCGCAGUGUGUCGCCGCGAGUCGAGACCGCGAGAGGCGGAGGCCUGGUAGGGCUGCGGUGAUCCCGCUGGUUUGGUGGGCGCGCCCGGCAGGAUGCCCGAGAUCAGAGUCACUCCCCUGGGGGCCGGCCAGGAUGUGGGCCGAAGCUGUAUCCUCGUUUCCAUUGCGGGCAAGAACGUCAUGCUGGACUGCGGGAUGCAUAUGGGUUUCAACGAUGAUAGGCGCUUCCCUGACUUUUCCUACAUCACUCGCAACGGCCGGCUGACCGACUUCCUGGACUGUGUGAUCAUCAGCCACUUCCACCUGGACCACUGCGGGGCGCUCCCCUACUUCAGCGAGAUGGUGGGCUACGACGGUCCUGUCUACAUGACCCCCCCCACCCAGGCCAUCUGUCCCAUUCUGCUGGAAGACUACCGCAAGAUCGCUGUGGACAAGAAGGGCGAGGCCAACUUCUUCACCUCCCAGAUGAUCAAAGACUGCAUGAAGAAGGUGGUGGCCGUCCGCCUCCAUCAGACAGUCCAGGUGGAUGAUGAGCUGGAAAUCAAGGCCUACUAUGCAGGCCACGUGCUGGGGGCAGCCAUGUUCCAGAUUAAAGUGGGCUCAGAGUCUGUGGUCUACACGGGUGAUUAUAACAUGACCCCGGACCGGCAUCUGGGGGCCGCCUGGAUUGACAGAUGCCGCCCCAGCUUGCUCAUCACAGAGUCCACAUACGCCACGACCAUCCGUGACUCCAAGCGCUGCCGGGAGCGAGACUUCCUGAAGAAGGUCCAUGAGACUGUGGAGCGUGGCGGGAAAGUGCUCAUCCCUGUGUUUGCGCUGGGACGUGCCCAGGAGCUCUGCAUCCUGCUGGAGACCUUCUGGGAGCGUAUGAACCUGAAGGCCCCCAUCUACUUCUCCACGGGCCUGACAGAGAAGGCGAACCACUAUUACAAGCUCUUUAUUACCUGGACCAACCAGAAGAUCCGCAAAACCUUUGUCCAGAGGAACAUGUUUGAGUUCAAGCACAUCAAGGCCUUCGACCGAGCCUUUGCUGACAACCCGGGUCCGAUGGUCGUGUUUGCCACUCCAGGGAUGCUCCAUGCCGGCCAGUCCCUGCAGAUCUUUCGCAAGUGGGCAGGGAAUGAGAAGAACAUGGUCAUUAUGCCUGGCUACUGCGUGCAGGGCACUGUGGGCCACAAAAUCCUCAGCGGGCAGCGCAAGCUAGAGAUGGAGGGGCGGCAGGUGCUGGAGGUCAAGAUGCAGGUGGAGUACAUGUCCUUCAGUGCCCACGCCGAUGCCAAGGGCAUCAUGCAGCUGGUGGGCCAGGCGGAGCCUGAGAACGUGCUUUUGGUACACGGGGAGGCCAAGAAGAUGGAGUUCCUAAAGCAGAAGAUCGAGCAGGAGUUCCGGGUCAGCUGCUACAUGCCAGCCAAUGGUGAGACGGUGACACUGCCCACGAGCCCCAGCAUCCCUGUGGGCAUCUCGCUGGGGCUGCUGAAACGGGAGAUGGCACAGGGACUGCAUCCUGAUGCAAAAAAGCCCAGACUCCUGCAUGGCACCCUGAUCAUGAAGGACAGUAACUUCCGGCUAGUGUCCUCAGAACAAGCCCUCAAAGAGCUGGGCUUGGCCGAACACCAGCUGCGCUUCACCUGCCGUGUGCACCUGCAUGACACGCGAAAGGAGCAGGAGAUGGCCUCGCGUGUCUACAGCCACCUGAAGAGCACCCUCAAGGACCACUGCGUUCAGCACCUCCCUGAUGGCUCUGUGACCGUGGAGUCCAUCCUCAUUCAGGCCGCAGCCCACUCAGAGGACCCUGGCACCAAGGUGCUGCUGGUCUCCUGGACCUACCAGGAUGAAGAGCUAGGAAGCCACCUCACGUCGCUGCUCAAGAAGGGCCUGCCCCAGACCCCCAGCUGAGGCCAGUUGGCCCCCAGUCCAAGGGGACUGGCCUUCAGGCCAGGACUGUUUGUGCUCCGGCUCUUCCAUCUGUAUCCCCAGCUGUGGAGCCCACAGCCGGGUCUUUGGGGACAAGACCACAGUGACACAUGCCUGCCCAAGUGGCCCUCUGCGGCUGGAGAAGCAGUCAGGCCUGGGAGCCUUUUCACCUUUUAUUUCUACCCUGAGCCCACAGAAGAUGUGUGGGCGCUCUGGGGGCAUCACUUCUAGUAAAACCAAAGGCUGAGUGCCCCUGUC
Molecule: messenger RNA, 2207 nt
Organism: Manis pentadactyla (Chinese pangolin)
Lineage: Eukaryota; Metazoa; Chordata; Mammalia; Pholidota; Manidae
Gene: INTS11
Product: integrator complex subunit 11
Exons: 17
Coding region: 129-1931 (600 amino acids)
Biological process (GO): snRNA processing
Cellular component (GO): nucleus
Source: RefSeq, a predicted model, not a curated record